UAAAAUUGGAGCUAAAGAUCAGAAGAAAAUUUCAGCGAUUUGGAGAUGGAGAUGGAAUUCGAGAUGGAGUUCGAGAGUCCGUUGGUGCGUCUAUGCAUAGAGGAAGCUUGUAAGAGAGGAGAUGCGGUGGAACGAUGGCGUUUACAGCGGCGGAGUCUUGAGAGGCUGCCUCCUCACCUUGCUGAUGCUCUCCUCCGUCGUCUAAUCCAGCGGCGACUUCUUUUCCCUUCGUUACUCGAAGGAUUCAAACAUUCUGUAGAGAAGAUAGAUCUCCGAGGCGAAAGCUCCAUUAAUGCUGAAUGGAUGGCUUACAUUGGAGGCUUUGUUAAUUUGUUGUCUCUGAACCUUUCAGAUUGCCUGAGAAUCAACAAUUCUACCCUCUGGCCUAUCACAGGAUUAACUAGCUUGACCGAGUUGGAUCUUUCAAGAUGUAUGAAAGUCACAGAUGCUGGUGUAAAGCAUCUCCAAUCUGUUGUAAACCUGGAAAAGUUGUGGAUUCCACAGACGGGUGUUACGGAAGCUGGGAUUUCUCUUCUUGCUUCACUUAAAAACUUGUCUCUUCUGGAUUUGGGCGGCUUACCUGUAACGGAUCACAACUUGAUUUCUCUCCGGGCUCUGACAAAGCUAGAGUACCUUGACAUCUGGGGAAGCAACGUAACCAACCUAGGAGUUAUCUCUAUAAUCAAAUUUUUAAACUUGAGCUUCCUCAAUCUCUCGUGGACCAGCGUCACACAGACUCCGAACAUACCGCACCUUGAAUGCUUACACAUGAACAAGUGCGACAUUGUCUCCAUAUCGAAAACGCAUAACUCCGCGCUAGCUUCCUUGAAAAAGUUAGUUUUGUCCGGAGCUACUUUCAGUGCUGAAACCGAAUCCUUUUCCUUCACCAACCAAAGCUCGAUAACCUACUUAGACGUUUCCAACACUCCCCUCCAAAACUUCAGCUUCUUAGCAACUAUGAUUAACCUGGAACAUCUUGAUCUGAGCUCCACAGCUUUCGGGGAUGAUUCUGUUGACUUUGUAGCAUGUGUUGGCGAGAGUCUGAGGAAUCUAAAUGUCUCAUAUACAAGAAUCACUUCUGAAGGGGUCGAGAAUCUUGCGGGACAUGUGCCGCAACUCAACACAUUAUCUCUGUCCCAGACAUCUGUAGACGAUCUUUCCAUCUUACUUAUCAGCACCAUGAUGCCUUGUAUUAAAGCCCUCGACUUGAGCAUGACCAGGAUCCAAGGAUUCAUCCAGCAACAUACUCAACAAGCAGAGCCGUCGUUUGCAGCACUACAGUCUCUAACUUCCCUUGAAAUCCUGAGUCUAGAACAUGCAUACCUGAGCGAUACUGCUCUCUCUCCUUUAAGCGGUCUUACCGGAUUAACACAUUUGUCCCUAAAAAGCAGUUCCCUCACAGAUUCCACUCUCCACUAUCUCUCCUCUCUCCCAAACCUAGUCAGUCUCGGGGUCCAAGAUGCAGUUUUGACCGACAAUGGUCUCGAGAAGUUCAGCCCACCUUUAAGGCUGAGAAUACUUGACCUCAAAGGUUGUUGGCUUUUAACCGAAGAAGCUAUCGCUGGUCUUUGCAGAAGGUACCCUCACAUUAAAGUGAGGCAUGAAUUCGCGCAUGACUCUUCUUCUCUCGACCAAAUUCAACCUCUUCCUCGCUCAUCGCCUAACCAGAAUUUUGAAACGGUAGCGAGGAGAAGGAACAACCAAAGGCCAGAGAGUUCUGUUGCUGUUCCCAGGGGUUUCUUAGACCAGAGGGUGAAGUACAGAAGGGAAGUGUUGGUUGCUCUACAGAAUUCGCCUUUGUCACAAUUGCUUCCACGGGAAGAACUUGUCAGUAGUGUACCGGAUAUUUUUAGCUGAUGGCGUGACAAGAACGGUAAUUCAAUGAUUUGUAAAAGAGUAGAAACUUGGGGAGAUCUUAGCAUCUGUCUUGUCAGUUUUGAUCUCGAUUUCCCUUCCUCGAGUUUGUUAAGACGUUUAAGACAUACAGUAGUAGUACAUGUAUCGUGUACUAAAUUGUACUAGUACUACAUUUUGGAUAUUAGUUGAAAAUUAUGUACUCUUUUCUGUU
Messenger RNA from Camelina sativa (false flax), 2068 nucleotides. RefSeq lists its product as uncharacterized. The record is from RefSeq and is a predicted model, not a curated record. Gene Ontology annotation, molecular function: protein binding. Lineage: Eukaryota; Viridiplantae; Streptophyta; Magnoliopsida; Brassicales; Brassicaceae.